AUGGAGUUGGUGCUAGAGGGAGUGGAUAGCAGGAACCUAGAGAGUGCAGAAGGAGGACGAGUGAUUGUAGAAGUGGAUGACAAAGUGGCAAAAGUCAGAAAUAUAAAGGUGGACAGUAGGCUUGACGGCACGUGGGACUCAAGAGAAAAGAUAGUGGCAUUCAGCUUUGAUUACUGCUAUUGGUCAGUUGAUCCCGAAGAUCCAAAGUAUGCAUCUCAGGAAAUGGUGUUCCAGGACCUUGGCACUUCUGUGCUGUUGGGUGCGUUUAGAGGAUACAACAUCUGCCUCUUUGCAUAUGGACAGACAGGUUCAGGAAAAACUUACACCAUGAUGGGAACACCUGCGUCGAUCGGAUUGACACCUCGUAUAUGUGAGGGUCUCUUUUCAAGGAAGGAUGAUUACUCAGACCAGACAGCAUCUUGCAGAGUAAAGGUCAGUUUUCUUGAAAUCUAUAACGAGCGUGUUCGAGAUUUGUUAAAACAAUCAGACCACAAGAAACCUUACACUCUUCGAGUUCGAGAACACCCUGAAACAGGACCAUAUGUACAAGGAUUGUCUCAACAUUUAGUUACAGACUACAAGCAAGUUGUAGAACUCCUGGAGAAAGGAAUAGCUAAAAGAAUCACAGCGGCUACACACAUCCACAACGCCAGCAGCAGAUCCCAUGCUAUCUUCACCAUCCACUACACUCAGGCCAUAUUGGAAAACAAUCUCCCCUCUGAAAUUGCAAGCAAGAUCAACUUAGUGGACCUGGCAGGCAGUGAAAGAGCUGAUCCCAGUUACUGUAAAGAUCGAAUUACAGAAGGAGCCAAUAUUAACAAGUCAUUGGUUACACUGGGAAUUGUCAUCUCCACUUUGGCACAAAAUUCACAGAUGUUCAGCAGCUGCCAGAGCAUAAACACCAUAACAAGUGAAGGGGAAAGCAGUCAUGCAGGCAGUCCCUCUGCAGGCAGCAUCAGUGGGACCAGACGACAGGCUUACAUCCCGUACCGUGACUCCAUCCUCACCUGGCUGCUGAAGGACAGUCUGGGGGGCAACUCCAAGACCAUUAUGAUUGCUACUAUCUCUCCUGCCAGCUCCAGCUAUAAUGAGACCAUGAGUACCUUAAGAUAUGCUUCUAAUGCCAAAAAUAUAAUUAAUAAGCCCAGAGUGAAUGAGGAUGCGAAUGUAAAACUGAUCAGAGAACUGCGCGAAGAAAUCGACAGGUUAAAAACGAUGCUGCUGAGCUUUGAACUGAGGAAUUCUAGUCCUUCUUGGAGUGAUGACAGAGACGGAAAUCUGACCGAGUUGGUUCUUCAGAAUGAAAUGAAGAUUGAACAACUGACCAAAGACUGGACGAAUAAGUGGAUAGACAGAAAAGCCAUCAUGGAAGAAUACAGUGUAGACAUCAACAAAGAAAAAGCUGGAGUAACAAUAGAUUCAAGUUUACCUCAUCUAAUGGCAAUGGAUGAUGAUAUCCUCAGUACAGGAGUGGUGCUUUAUCAUCUCAGGGAAGGAACAACCAAAAUUGGAAGAAGUGAUUCAGACCAAGAUCAAGAUAUUGUUUUGCAGGGGCGGUGGAUUGAGAGGGACCAUUGUAUGAUAGACAACAGCUGUGGGAUUGUGACUUUACGACCGGUUCAGGGUGCACACUGCACUGUAAAUGGAAGCGAAGUCACAGGAUCGUGCCGUUUGUCGCAAGGGGCCCUUGUUGUCCUUGGCAAGGUUCAUAAAUUUAGAUUCAACCACCCAGCAGAAGCUGCCAUCUUACGACAAAGGAGAUCACUUACUGAGCCCCCACCUCUUCUGAGCUGUGGAACUUUGGACUGGCUUAACUUGGAUGGAAAUUUCACCCGUUCUCCUCACUAUCUCCCUUCUUCUCUUGAAAAUCAGAAAUGUACAAACCAUAAAGAAAACAAAUAUUCUGCUGAAAUAAGCAGAGAAAUAGAUGCUGUGCAUGAAGAGUACAAGCAGAAACUGAGAGACCAAGAAGCUUUCCACAGAAAACAAAUUCAACGGCAACAACUCUACGUUGAGGAGUUGAAGCAGCAGAUCCUUGCAGGACAGAUCAAAGCAGAGCGGGAACUAGAAAAUGACCAAGCGCUAAUCAACCAGCAGAUCCAAGAAAACCAGCAGUGGCUUAUAAAUGAGAAUAACCGACUGGCUGCCCUGCAACAGCAACAGAGGGAAUUUGCAGUGCAGACAGAAUCUACACUGUAUGCAGAAGCUGAGGUACAGAGUACUGUUGGGCUGGAAACCUGCCCUUCCCUGCUAGAGCAGAACCAGAAGAGACUGGUGCAGCUGGAGCUCUUGCGAAUACACGCCUUAAAAAAGGCAGAAAGAAAUAUAAGACGGAAAAAGGUCAAAUUCCAGCUGGAAAGGAUAGUCAAAAAGCAGAAGUUACUGGAAGCCAAGCAAAACCUAGAGCAGCUGGAGGCUAGCUGCUGGCUAAACGAAGACAAUGUGAAACAAUCCCAAGUCCUGAACCAACAUAUUGCAGCAGCCUCUUGCGAUUGUCAGCUGGAAAAGCGAAGGAAGUCAUUGGGUUCAAGUUCCUUGCAACACAGGCGGCAUUCACUCUGUUACCUCCGUCUGCCCCACGUACCCAGCUGUUUGUUGAAGAGGGAGACUGUCUCGGAGUUAUCUACCUCACCAAAUACUGAUCAAUGCUGUGAAGGCAGUCCAUCAGGGAAGCUGUCAUCUGUAGAAUAUCUUUACAGAAAAGCUAAAGACGUUUCCGGGAGAGAUGACCUUAAUGAUGAAAAAGGUACCUCCUUUCCAGUCCAGAGGCAGCUAAGUGAAAAACAAAAAGUAUCCUCAUUUGGAAAUAAAAAAGGAGCAGAAAAGAUCGCUAAUGAUUCAGCUGUCAUGGAUCAUAUUAACAGAAUUGAUCAAAAAAUUGAAAAGUUGGAUGACAGCCCAGGGGAAACUGGAUCUCAAAACCAGACCUCUAAAAGUUGCUCUCCUGAUCAUUUUAAAGAGAAAAAUGAACCUGAAACCUUUAUUACAGGAACAAGAAUGAUGAAAGCAAAGGUGUUAGGAGAUUUAAGUCAGCCUGUAAGCAGAUAUAGAGAACAAAAUAUAGCUCAGAUAUCCAAUAAAAAGACUAGAAUGGAUAUCAAUGCAAAAGGCCACAGUUCUUCAGAAAACUUUCCUAAAGAAAUGAUGAAAACAGAGGUGUACGGAAAGCCACCAUCACCGCACCUAAGCCAAACAGCAAAGAAUUUGAAGAGAGUGCCAAACUCAGUCUGGCCAAGUUGUGAGAAACGGCAAGAAUUUCUGAUGGCAGCAACAUCAGUUGGAAAUCUCACCAAGAUGAACACACAGGCACCACUCUGUUAUGUUGAAAAAAAAUGGCACAGUGCUGAGAUGUUGAGUGCUGGAGUGUCCAAAACAGUGGCAGAUGUGCUAGGGAACUGGCAAGAGGAUGAGGAAAAUGAGAUUUCUGAUACUGACAGUUCUUACUCUGUAGAUUCUCUCUCCUGUGCUUAUGCAAAAGCUUUCACAGAGAAACUGAAACAAGAAGAUUUUGACAGGAAUAAAUGUCUCGCCAAUCCAGAAGAUUCUGAGAGUGAUGACAGUCAAAUGUCACAAGAUUCUCUCGUCGAAAAGGAAAAUAAAGCCAAAAAGCAAAAUAAAAGCCGACUUCACAAGUUAAAGGCCCACAAUGAGCCAGCUAAGCUUUACCAAAGCAGAACUGAUCAUCAUGUUUCAUCUUUGGUGACAUCAUAUGCAUCGCGUAGGAGACUGGGAAAAGCGGAAAGAAGUUUUUCUCUGGACAGCUUGGCUGAUGGAGAAGAGAUGCCAGCAGAAGAGCUGAUAGAAGAAUCCAAAUCUGAUUCAUCUGAUGAAAUGCCAGCAGAGAUUUUUUGGAAGUUACAGUCUCCUAGGUCACCAACUAUACAAACUGAGGAAGACCAUGAACUCAAGACCUGUGACAGAGAUGCAGAAGGGACAAAUUAUGAUCUGAAGCUAAGCAGCUCCUUUUAUUUGGAUACUGAAGCACAGCCUGCUUCCAGUAAUGCUUGCAAGCAGUUGCUGAAGGAGAUAAAGGUCUCUUUUGUAGAACAAGAAAGAUCUCUUGAUAGAGGAUUGUAUUACACAAGUGGAAAUCCAUUGCUUACUACUGGUGCUUGGCCUUCAUGUGACUUGAAGGGUGAAAUAAGUAGCCCCAGAAUCACAGCACCUUCUUCCCAGGAAAAUUUGGAAUUUCAAGAUGCUCAUCUGUGCCCUUUGAGCAAACCAGAGGGUUGGUUGAAGAAAGAUGAUCUGAAACAGUCAGCUGCUGAAGUGUCUUUUGUUUCUGGCACAAAGCAGAUAAACAGCAUUACUCAUUUAUCACAUGGUAUAAAUGAAAUAAAUGCAGUGUUCUCCUCUGUCACAUCCGAAGUACCUUUACCUGAAACUGAAACAGCAGCAGAUGCAAGCAGAGUUUCUGAGAAUGGAUCAUUAAAUAGGACUCUUAAAGGAUGGGCAAACUCUGAUGAAAAUACUUUCUUGGAAUCUCAAGGUGUAAUGUCCUCAUUUGUUAGUUCAGUAGGACCAAGCUCUACUUUUCUUCCUAUUUCAGCAAAACAUGAUUAUUGUGAACAUUCAGGGUCAACUCAUCCUGAACAUGAACAACUCAAUGAAUUACCUACUUAUCGGUCUACCACAGAAAGCACACAAACAUUCAGCUGUUUGGAAAGCACCUCCACUGCAGACUGCUUGUCACCUGCGUCUGGAAAAGAAGAGGAUUCUCUCCCCACAAUUUAUCCAGCGCUGCCAAAAGAUCAUAAUCUGAAAAAAAUACCUUUUAUUUCCAUGUUGCCUGUGCAUGUUUUGGAGCAGAGAAAUGGCUGUGUAGAUGCAGAUUUAGAAGAAGAUUUCUUCAGAACUAUUGAAAAAGAUGACCUAGAUGAUGACUGUGGUAACCUGAUGGUAGAAUCAAAGAUAACAGAUUCAGACACCAGAAGUGCACCGGUCUGUGCCCCUGCCACUGGAUCUUCUACAGAACUUGCUCUUAAUAUGGCCUCAACACAGACAUCUACAGUAAAACAACUACAAUUUGGAAACCAUGAGCAACCCUUUCCAAGAAGGGAAAUACCAACAUGUUGUGAUGAGGGUUUCUUUCUCAAUGACACAAGCUGCUAUCCAGUAAGCAGUUAUGCGCUUCCGACAUUCGUUGGACAAGGAGCAGAAUCAGCUGUUACGGUAGGUCUCCUCAGGUCUGGGGAAAGCAAUUUGGAAAUGAUGCAAGAUAUGGAUUAUGAACAAAUGUCUGCAGAAGAAAUAACAGACACAGAUUUUUCUUCAGAGAAAAUAACAUACCAAUGCAACCCUUCAGUUUUUGCUCACAGUGCAAGUUAUGACCAAUCUGCCACACCAAUAGCAAUAUCUCAAAAAGAGAUAAUCUGUAUGAAAACAAGCACAGACAGCUUGACAGAGAUUGUCUCAGAGAUGCCUUCAUUCAGAGAUAAUGAAGAAUAUGAAGCAAAGGAUGAAGACUUGUCUUCAUUAAAUCAUUAUGAAUUUAAAAGCAAAAUUGUUUUAAAAAAUUACUCCCAUGAAUAUUCACUAGCAAACAGUCCUGCAAGUUGCUUACUCCAACAUAUUUCAGAAGACUCUACGUUGUGCGCUGAUAACAUAAGAGAAGAAAGUAGUGAAAGUAAAGAACACAAUAUCUUGAGUUCUCAGUCUGUAGUUCAGGAAGAACUUUCAUCCAAAUAUAAAAACCUAGUGGUAAAUGAGGUAGGUUACCUCACAGUGAACACAAAUGGGAAAGGCACUGAGCUCUUCCCUACUGCUAUUUCUGAAAGUACAAAUAAUUUGCUCCCAGAACCUGAUUCAGGCAAAUUUUACCAAGCUGCAACGAAAGCUAAUCUUCUUCAAAGUGCUUCUGAGACUGAAAAAUAUGAUAAACUAUUGGAGCAUGUCACAACAGUGAAAGGAGAUUGUGAUGACAGAUCUAACCUGACUAUAGAAGCUAGUGCCCCAGAAAGUUGUUCAAGGAUACAUUCUAACUGCUUUCGCACAACAUGCUGUUCAAAAUCAACAGGGCAGAAAAACAAUCUGCUUGGGACUGAUAUUUCUGUGGAAUUUGAUGCAACCAGUGUGUUGGAAACAGAAAUUCAGAACAGAUCUUUACUUGAUUCAAGAGAAGAGAAAGAAGUCCUUUUUGAAAGCGAUUGUCCAGAGAACAUUUUGCUUGUUGGAGAGUAUGUAAACUCAGAGUCUGGAAGAGUAUUUGAAUACAACACAAAUGCAUUAGCUGCUGUUUUCCAAGAGGAAAGUCCUUAUAGGAAUGAAAAAUGCAAGUUUUUUAAAAAUGCAGAAACUCAUUCAGAAGAAACUAUGGUUCCUUAUCAGAGUACAAAAGAAGAAAUGACAAAAUUGAUCAAUGCUGUAAUCAAACUAGAAGAAAAUACAUUGGGAAGUAAAUCCAGACAGACGGAAAGUUUACAUGACUCCCCAGGAGUCGAAGUCCACAGUGAAACUGAGGACAGGAGCAGAGAGAAUUUUAAAGGCAGCCUAACUCAGAAUCCAAAGAAACCUAUUGAUAUUGUAGCUUGUGGAGUCCAGUGUGAGUUUUAUACAGACUUGUGCCUGACAGCAGCACGUGAAGAGACAGAGAAAGAGGAAUCAAAGGUAGUAAGCACUGGUGUAGAACACACUCAGGAAUCAAAAGCAGUUGUGUGUUCUGAUAGCUGUCUUCAAACAAGUAGCUUUUGCCAAAAUGAAAUGAGAGACAAAACAGAAAUAGGUAUUUAUUCAUCAGAGCUUUCUGUUGCUGCCCAAAACACUUCCUCAGCCACAGCCUCCAGCACCACAGAUUUUCCUCAGAAUACUUCAGACUUCCUUGAUGCUUGUGAAGGGCUUUUACAGAGAAACACAACAAUGGAGAAUGUGUUUAAUACAGAGGAUAGAGCUGCAACAGUAAUAAUGACAGGUAGGCAAGGAAAUAGUUUAGAAGAAUCUGAAAAUGAAAAACAAGUAGGUUCUAGCAAUUUAACUGAACAUUGUACACCAAACAGCUUAGCCCAUGAAAGCUUUUAUCAGGAAAACAAAGUUAAUGGAUGUGAAGUGACUGGAAGCAAAGAACAAACUAUCAUGACAAACACUGAGGGGUUGGUUGUUACAAGGCAAGAAGACAUAUGCACAGAUGAAAAUGUUGUUUUAUUUACUGAAGAGACUCCAGCUGUACAUCAGAUGUAUUGUGACAGAGAUGAUGAGGAAAUUUUAAAUCAAUCUGAGAUCCCUGAAAGAUACCUUACAGCUUCAAGACUAGAACAGAAUACUCUGUCAGUAGAUGAUUCAAGGUUAACAGAGGACCACCAUGUUCCUAUUGAAAUGAGUGAAGAUAGUGGCUCAAUGAACUCUGCUAUGGAUAUAAAAAACACAGUGAUUAAAGACAUCAAGGUACAUGACUGUUUAGUAGAUGAUAGUACUAGAACAGACCAAUGCAGAAAUGAAGGAGAAUCUAAAAGUCUCCAUGUUAAAGAGGACAACCAUAUGUAUAUGAGUUGCUCUGUGGAAAAUGUUGAGGAUGGCAAUUCAGAAAACUUGAAUGUAAAUAUUGUUAGAAGUAGCCCUGAUAUUUGUGAAUUGGAUCCAGUAGGCUCCAGAGUUGAGGAGAAGGAGAAAGUGCAUUUGAUAAAUCUAGAGCAAGUAGCCAAAGCAGAGAGAGAAAAGCAGAUGUUUGCAGAAGAGAGAGAGGAGGUAGAACUGAUCAUUCUACAAAAUCUGAAUGAACUGUUCCCUGAAAGCAAAGACAGCUGCCAACUGACACAUGAUGAUAGCAGAUUAGAUGAAAUUUUAAGAGAAAGCCAGUGGGUGUCUACAAGCUUUUCUAGAAAUAAUGAAAACACCAGCAAGCGACAAAAUCCACCAGCAACACUAAAGUCUACUGAAAAAAUUCAAGAAGAUUCACUUAAAGACUCCCCAUGCCAGUCUGUAAAUCAUCUUUUAUACCCUGGAGUAAGUGACAAUUCCUAUCUUGUUCAAGAUGUUCCUACUGCAUUGAAAGGACAUACAAAACCAUCUGACAGCAGUGUUGGAACGGGAGCUGUUCUUCCUUAUUAUGAAACGUUAAUGGAGAAUGAAGUCUGUGUUGUCGCAGCUGUUAAAAUUGACAAAAAGGGAGUAGAUAAAUCACUUUCUGAUAAAAUACAAAGUAAAAGUGCUGCUUUCCUGCAAAGCAGGAUCAUGCUGGACAGACAGGAGAAAAGAUCCCUUAACAGUGCACCUGAUUCUGCUGAAUCUGGGCAACCUGUCAAUGAGAAGGACAUCUCUUCUACUCCCUAUAGUCUAGGAUGUUAUGAAUCUGAAACUGUUGCCCUUAAGCAAGGGUCAGAAGGAAAUUCAUUUUCCUUGGAAAAAUUAGAUUCUUCUGAAGAUAUAAUUCAAGAUGUUAACAGCUCUCGUGAAGAGCAUAGCAUGGAUUUAAUGGUUAACAAACUAUCAAAAGACCGUUUUAAUUUUGUAGAAGACACAGAGAAAAAGGGUGCCACUGUGUCUCAUUCACUGCUCUUGGAUGGUUCAAGCUUGAUUUCUUCUUCAGAGAAAGAAAUGAUGGAAGAUAUGAGAAAAAUAAAGCAUUCUUUACUAGAUAUCUCUUCUCAAAGAACAUUUCACGAUAUUGCUACAGCUCAGAAAGAGCUUCACUCAUGGAGUUUAUCACAAUGUGAUGAGAAGGAGAAAUGUCUAAACACAAAUUAUACUAUAACAAACAGUAAAAAAGAUAAUGCAAGGUUUCCAGAUGUGUUUGGAUAUUGGAGUGAGCCCAGAGAGCUUCAGGGAUAUGGGACUUCUGAAGAGUACUGUGUAGACCAUCCAGAGACCGCUGUUUCUGAGAAUACUUCAACCCUUUUAGAAAGUCUGAACAAGUCCCCACGGGAAAAUGCACAUUAUAGUGAAGAGUUUUUAAAUAAUAAUAGAAAUUCUUACACUUCUGAAUAUUCUGCUAGUCGCCUGAAUAGCCCAGUCUCAUUUUCAGAUUUUUCAAUCAGCAGCGAAGGAAGCAAAUGUAAAAAUGAUCAUGUUCUCUUUGAAAAAGCAAAAUACUUUGAAAGUGAAUCAACCAAUUUAAGUGUAUCUGUCCCUCUUCCUGAGGUUUGCUCUCUAAAUCAAAAAGGAGAUGAAAGGAAAAAUAAUUCAAAAGUUACAGAGGCCAUAGGUGCUCAGAACAAUAAAGAAGUUGUGGGAACAGAUCAAAAGGGGGAAGCAAUUCAAGAUUCCUUCCAGAACUGCGAUAAUGAAAGAGAAAAUAAAAUGCAUGAGUACUCAGAGGACUACGCUUGCACUUCUAAUGUGACUAUACCAGAAUCGGGCUUGCUUGCUUUUCAAAGGCUGGGACAGAUUUGCAGUAAAGAGUCAAAGUCUCUUCCAUCCUACUCUGCAGAAGAUAUUCCAGCUGAUACACUGUUUCAAAGCUCCAACAACUGUAAUGCUUUUGACUCUGCUUGUUUACUGGGUGACUCAAAGUUUCCAGUAUUUACUCAGCUUGACGACCCACUUCAAGGCACUUAUUUGACUGAGCAAGUAUCCUCCAGUUCUGCAGACCUGCGCUCUGUAAAGGAAAGAGAUUUUCCCCAGCCGUUUCCAAAAGCUAAUUACUCAUCCUUAACAGCAUUUUCAGAAUCAUCUUUAACUGCAGAUACAGACCAUGGUAAAACAGGCACAUACGAUGUUUCACAUACAACUACUUUGAAGCAUUCUCCAUUUGCUGUUUUACAAAUGCAAGACACUCAGUCUGAUAAGGCUGUGGUAUUUGACCAACCAACACCUGUUUCAGGAAGUAUUUUACUUUCUCUCGCAAAAGAAAACAAACAUUAUCCAGUAUCUGACACAGAAUCAUGUGAAGGUUCUGCUGCAGAUGGGGAAUCUGUACAUAGAAGUAAUAGUGAACAAUUUGGCAAUGAUACAAAAGUUGAUCAGCACCUCUGGGGUAAAGUUCCACUACAGAAAGUUCACACAGAAAACCCAGAGAAAGUACUUGAUGACGACGACGACGAUUCUCUUUUAUUACCAUCAUUACCUCUUGGGGAUACUGGAAGGACCAUUCGUAUUAAAGAAGGACAAAUGAGAGAAGUACUUACCAGAAAUGAGGAAGAAUUGCAUUCAAAUGCUGAGGUUGAACCUUCUGCAGUGAAGAGAAAGCAGAGAAAAACAUUAAGUAGAGAACCUGGUGAAGUGCAAACUAUGGUAUCUUCAAAUUCUCUGAAUGAUUUAAUAGGUCCACAAAUUGCAAUGCUGCAAAAUCUGUAUCCAGGAAAUGUUAAUGCGGAUCCUGAGCACAUGUGCAAUUCAUCUGGUCCAACGUGUCCUACACAUAGCAGUAGCAUUGAUCCUAGAGGACUGUAUCACACUGUCUCAGGUUUUGAAAAAAAGCCUCUAGAUCUGCAAGACUUUUGUCAGUAUGUGCCUACAGGUGGUGAUAAUCCAAGCAGAACAAGUACAGAUAGUAGAAAAGAGAUUUUAUUUGGCAAAAAUAAUAUAGGUUCAAGUGUCGAUACCCCUGCUGAUGAUGCAGACGAUUGUCCAAGAACAGGAGAUGCUAUAGUAAAGAAUAACACUCUGAAGUCAGAAAGACUAAAGUUUUCUGUAAUGAAUAAUCAAAAUACCUCCCUAAAGUUUUUACCAGAAAAUCAUGAUUUGCCUCCACAAGAAUCCAAACUGGUGCAAUUCAGGAGCAAAAGAUCAUAUUUUACUACACAGAAUACAAAGAGCUCUAAACAAAGUGAACAGCGACCUUACUUACAAAGUCAUAGACUAUCAGCCCCAGCUAUUGCUGUGAUCUCUGAUCUGGAAUACACUUUGGAAGCUUCAUCUAAAGCGGCUCUUUCGUCAUCUGCUGCAUCUAGAUCACUACAAGAUUUAAAUAUGAGUGUAGAGCCUCCAUCACCAACUGAAGAUGAUCUUCAUGGAAUUGAAAGAUUUUCAAAGCAGGAAUCAAAGAAUUUUCUACAGGUUAAAUCUAAAUCCAAAUUUCAGCAGAGAAUGAAACAAACUAAGAAACCUGAAAACUAUAAUCCAAAAAAUUUACACAAUUAUGGGGAGAGAACUCAAAGCAGCCAGUCUUUAAAAGACUGCACUGUUCGUUCUCCAUCAUCAUUACUGCCCAUAGCUCACCGCUCUGUUGGUGCAGAAGCAAAUAUCCAUUCAAAGAGUAGUUCUGUAGCUCAGUGUAGUGAAGGGAGGGUUGAAGCUGGAUGCCAGUCAGAAGAAACAGAUUUGUUUUUACAAGACAAUAAAGAUGCAAUGCAUUUUAGUUCAAGCGAUAUCAAUCCAUACGUUCAUCCAUGGCAACAAGAUGGAUCUUGCAAGAUUGGCUGGAAACAGUAUGUUUUUGGAAGUGCAAGUGAUGUCUCUUGCAAUCAAAUUCCUUUAAACCUAGAUAAUCGUAAAGUUAUGAGAUGUUCCAGUGUGGACAAUGGAUUGAAUUCUCAAAAUUCUCCUUUUCAUUCUCAUCUCAGUUCAUAUGCUACAGCAAAAGUUUUAUCAAGCACUUUAAGCAGCAUUGAAGAUCUUCAAGGAUGGCACAAUAUUAGAAAGGGCUUUGAAUCUGCAUACCCAAGUGACAGUACCAAGCAGUAUAGCAAUGUAUCCAGUGAAACACUGGAAACUAAUCCAGAAAAUAAUGUUGCCAGUUUUGAUAAUCCUUCUGCACAACCUGGUAACUCUUCAAUGCAAGUCGAUGAAAUCGUACUGUUAUAUCCUUCCGAGUCAGAAAGGUCUUCGAAAAAACUAACAGGAAUUACACGUGAGCAGGGAACACAAACGGCAAUUACAGGAAGGUAUAGAAGACAGAGAAGACACCAGAGAAGCUAUACAGAUGUUUCUGCAAGAAAGCAAGAAACAAGCAGAGAUUUAUUUCAGCAACCUUCUUCCUGGGCAAGCAUGCAGAACCUAUCCAUGCAUCUUUCACAGCUUCUUCAGAACACUUCUGAACUCUUGGGAAACCUCUCUCAACAAAAUAUUAUAGAUAACGAACAGAAUGCCAAAAUCAAGCAAAAGAGAAUGGAAGAGGUUGUAAAGGCUAUUAGAUCAGAUAGCUGCACUCAAACUACAGCAGAUAUAGGCAUUCAAACUGAGAUUUCAGAACCUCAUAGCAAACACAAAGAAAAACUAGUGCAGGCAAAAAUGGAAAAUGAAUUGAGGGCAGCUCAGGCAGUAAACGUUGAUUUGAAAGGGAUAGGUGCCGGUGCAGAAGGUAAGAUUCCCGAAUGGAAAGAGGAAAUGCUCUCUCUCAAAGAAAGAACACAAGAAAGAACUGAGAUGAGAACCUUAAGUAAUCCUGAUUUCCAUGACAGUCUUGAUAGCAUUUUGGAAGAUUCCUUUAUGCGUCUGCCUCGUUUACCCAGAACCUCCACUCCUAUCUUCGGUUUUCAAAAAACUUUAAAUGCGCAGCAGAAUGUUGCUUUUGCUAAUACCAGAGUUUCAUCUAUUGCAUCAUCUUUGCAAAGUUCAGGGCAAGAUGAUUCUUCAUGCACUAUAGUUAGCAGCCCUACUAAUAGCUCCUUGCAAUCUCCAGCAACUUACGCUCAGGGUAAGAGAACUGUCAAUGAAAUGGAGAUUCCAGUAGAAAGAAAACUUUGUCACAAAAACACCUUGUUAGUUGAUAGGGCCUCUUCUCCAAUUCUUACUCUUAGUGCUAGUCCAAACAGCCAGAUAGCUUCUAAAGGGCCUUUGGAAUAUUCCAGUGAUACUUCAAGUCCACUUCACAGGCAGAGAAAGCAGAGGUCUGGACCACAGUCUGGCAUGGAACCUCAUGUGGACAACUUUUCACAGACAGAAACUGACAGUGAAUCGAGCACUUCUAGAAACAACAAGGACACAAGAAAGAAAUCUGGCAGUUGUGCAGAUAAGAAUGCAGCCAAAGAGCUUUUAGAAAGAGAUGGUACAAAAGACUUGAAACAAAAGCAUAGAUUCAUGGUUGACACACACACUACAAUUUGUGCGAAACGACUGUAUCACUCUAGUAGUACAUUAGAGGUCUCUGGCCACAGGGAAUUUUUAACAGAUGGCCUUAGAGACCACGGUCCGCUGGAACGUUCACUUCAUUGUAUGUAUGUCACAAGGAGAGGAAGAGGCUCUUUAGGAGGAAUCAGGCAUGAAAAGCAUGUGGAUAAUUCUGAUACUGCAUUGCUUCAUAACUACUCACCUCCAAAUUCCAACUUACUUUUUAAUCAAGAAAUUAGUGCCACUUCUUCAAAUAAGACAAAUGCUGACCAGUCUUCAGAACCUCAGGUAGAAGCAUCUUCUCUACAAUUUCCUGAUUUCUUUUGGAAAAAUGAAAAUAGCUGCCCUCUCCCUCUCUCUGACAUGAGCGAAGUGCAGACUUCCUUGCAAGAUGACAAUACAGAUUCUCUGUCUGAAAGUGAAUGUGACACUGAAAUCCUUCUGAACAGAAACACGACUUUUGCAAAGCCUCACAGGCCUCGGAGCUACAGUCUUCGUGACUUACCCAUACACAAUAAAUUUAGCAACUGGUGUGGUUUUAAGGGGGGUCCUCCUUCUUCCUUACUUAGCUUGAGUGGCAGUAUGGCUGAUUUACGAAGUCAGGUAGAAAAGAAACCUAGAAGCAAACAAGCAACAGAAAUGGAAGGAAAAUCUCAGCUCUGCGAAAGCAGAAACAGAGAGAUUGAGAGACUUCAGAGAGAACGUGCUCAGAUUAUGUCUGGCAUGCACCUGGAUCUGCACCAGCACCCCCUUACUGUGGAGCUCACCGAAGCAAAGCUGAAUUACGGCAUUGGGGAGACAGACGCGCUGCUGAGAAUUCUUCAGAGCGGAACCACAGAUGACCUGAUGUCGAUUCCAGUAAAGCAGCAACUUUAUGAAAGACACAUGAGGACUAUUGAAACUCUGAGGAAGGAAAGAGAAAAAAGGCUGCAAAGGUACCGAAGAAGCCGAAGUCUGAGUCCUCAAAAGCAUCUGAGUCUGUUGCAGGCGAUGGAUGCAAGUCAGAGGGAUAUAGAUCUCCCCAGCAGACGGCGAGAAUAUCUGCAACAACUGAGAAGAGAUGUGGUGGAAAAUACUAGAAUUCAAGAACCAAAAAGAAGUGUUCAGCACCCUUCAGAGAUCGAGCUGUUGCUCCGAGACUAUCAGAGGGCACGAGAGGAAGCCAAGACUGAAAUUGCACGAGCUAGGGACAAACUUCGGGAGAGAGCUGAGCAAGAAAAAAGGCGUAUACGGGAGCAAAUAUUUUCUCAGUUACAGAAGGAAGAAGCCAGGCUGAAGACUCUUGUAAGUACAAGCACUUUAUGUACGGACUCCAGCCUCAGCCUUUCCUCUGGCCCAACAUCAGGUUACAACAGUAGUAACACAGCUACAUAUACUGCAAGUAAACUCAGCAGCCAGGACAGCCAGGAGGGACAGGUCUCUUCAGGAAAUGCAGAGCUUUCAAGAGGAGAUACAAGAGGUCGUUCAGCUGUUAGAAAUAGUCAGCUUCAUGCAUUAGAACAACUACAGAAGGACUCAGCAUUUGAAGCCAGCAGAAUUCAGCCACCUUUUACCUCUGGUAGCAUCAGCUGUAGGUUCACUCACGGAUUAACUAUUUCAGUCAGCUCUUCCUCAACAAAAGGAUAUCAAGAUUUAUCUAAACAUAUCUUGGCGAAUGCUACCACUGAGGUAAUGGCAGCAUGCUCUCAUAACCUGAGGAAUCUCUAUACAUGCCAAUCAGCAGCUGGUUGGAAGUACCAAGGUACUGAAAAAGAGGUGCUGAUUUACUAUAAAGUCUUCCCUUCAGCAACAAAGCAUGGGUUUCUGGGAGCAGGCGUGAUAGAAAGACCUCUUCCACAUGUGUGGGGACUAGUGAGAGAUCCUGGCAAAAGGCAUCUGUAUGACAGAACCAUCAACAUAGCUCGAAUACACAAGAAGGUAACCAGCCAUAUUCAGCUGGUAUAUUUAGUGACUGACACCUCCCUGUGUUACCUAAAGCAACCCCGUGAUUUCUGCUGCAUUACUGUAGAAGCCAAAGAGGAGAACUUGUCUGUCUUGGCAAUUCAGUCUGUCUAUGAUGCAUCAAUGCCUCACCCUUGUAAAGAAGCGGUGAGAGGGGAGAUUUUGCCAAGUGCCUGGAUACUGGAACCUGAUGUAGUGAACGGAAAAGAUAUCACCAGAGUCAUUUACAUGACACAGGUGGAUCUUGGUGCCCCAGCUAUUCCUGCAAGGCUGCUGAGUUCCAUUGCUAAGCGACAGCCUUUGGUGAUUGCUCGACUAGCACACUUUCUUGCUUGUUAGUACUUGCCACAAAACUGGAUACUUAGAGCAGCUGGAAGUUUGGAGGGAGAUGCAAGCAUCUGUAAGGGUAAUGUAAAAUGCUGGCUCAUAAGACAGUUGCAGUCAAGCCUGACUUGAGAAGCCUGAUUGCUAACCUGGGAGUAUACAAAACUAUAACCAGAAGAAAGGAUCGUGUAUUUCAACCAGUGUGGCUUAGGAGAAACCUAGCAAGUUUUAUGGGGGGGUACUGCUCCUUCCUGAGACAGCUGUGGAAAAGCUCUUAAGGAGCAACACAAAGGUAUGCUGUCUCUAGAAAGAGGAGAGAGAAACUUCACUUUACAAUAGCCAGCAUCUUACAUGCAGAAGUGUAUUACAAGUUUUCUGUUUCCAAGGGGUUUUAAAGAUCAACCUUCUCUCUCUGAGAUAAUUUAGGCAGUGGUGAGAAAAAGGCAAUGGAAGUGAUGAAAUGCAUUACAAACUGGAAAUGGUGAGUAUACAUACGGCUUGAGAUCUUUUGCAAGCUCUCAUUAAAGAUGCAAACCCACAAUCUAAUGUUAAGAUAAAUAUCAAAUGCAGAAUUCCUAACAGUGUAGUCAGUCAGCUUGCCAAGUUAAAUGACUGACUUCCCCUUGAAGGGAAGUUAAAACAGCAUGAGACCCACUAGUCAUUCUACACCCUGGAUAGAUUUUUCUCAGAUAGUUGGCUGACUACUUGUAGGCAGCAUAAUCAGAUUGUCACUACACUAUGCAGCAACAGCAGAAAACACCAUACCUCAGGACACACAGUUAUACUGCACUACAGAAUUAGGUGCUUUGAAAUAAUAAAGAAACCAAACGGACAGUUGUAAACAAUGACACUUUGCCGUUAAUAGGGAGUAGUACUGACUAAUUGGCUUGGUUCUUAAACCAAGAACUUAAAUCCUGCAAAUAAAGGAGCUCAAGCACUUUUUCAUAAUGGCUUUUUUCAUCAGUCCUUUUACACUUCUACCCCAAAGCAUUCAGAGUUGAAAAUCUAGCCUGGAAUAGUCUUAUCUCACUUUGUUCA
Struthio camelus australis is the source of this 16221-nucleotide messenger RNA. The record is from RefSeq and is a predicted model, not a curated record. NCBI's taxonomy places the organism in Eukaryota, Metazoa, Chordata, Aves, Struthioniformes, Struthionidae.